Messenger RNA from Saccostrea echinata, 472 nucleotides. RefSeq names its product SNARE-associated protein Snapin-like. Bases 13 to 372 code for a protein of 119 amino acids. Gene Ontology annotation, biological process: synaptic vesicle exocytosis; lysosome organization; lysosome localization. The record is from RefSeq and is a predicted model, not a curated record. Gene Ontology annotation, molecular function: SNARE binding. NCBI's taxonomy places the organism in Eukaryota, Metazoa, Mollusca, Bivalvia, Ostreida, Ostreidae. The transcript is spliced from 4 exons. Gene Ontology annotation, cellular component: BLOC-1 complex; synaptic vesicle; BORC complex.
UGUAGCUUCAAGAUGGCCUCGGAGACUGAAAAACCGUUGGAGACAAAAACUCGAGAUGCCUUGACAGAGGGCCUCAUAGAUUUAUUGAAACCAUCUGUCGAAGAAAUAGAUGAUAGAGUUAAGACUGUCCGGGAAAGCCAAGUAGAACUUCGUCAACAUAUUGACAGCUUAGCCGAUGAUUUAAAGCGGAUUGCAGAACAGCAGGUUGUUCCAGUUGACUUAGAGCCAUAUGUGAAGAAACUGAACAGUUCUAGGAGACGUGUGAUGCUUGUGAAUAAUAUUCUCCAGAAUGUUCAGGAAAGACUAAAUAAGCUGAAUAACCAUGUCAUAAAAGAAACUGCCAAGAGGAAAGCUACCCUAGACCCUACCUAAUUUUCAUUGUCACUGGAUGUAUAUAUAUGUACAUUUUGUUGAUUUCCAUUUCUAGAGAAUAAUGUCUAACAUACAAUCACAUUAAAAAAAUAUCAAGUAC